Mizuhopecten yessoensis (Yesso scallop) is the source of this 2253-nucleotide messenger RNA. RefSeq names its product tRNA (cytosine(38)-C(5))-methyltransferase-like. The coding region runs from base 349 to 1716 and encodes 455 amino acids. The transcript has 9 exons. The record is from RefSeq and is a predicted model, not a curated record. Gene Ontology annotation, molecular function: methyltransferase activity. Lineage: Eukaryota; Metazoa; Mollusca; Bivalvia; Pectinida; Pectinidae.
GCGGCCACAAGAACGACCAUACAAGUUGUUGUCUGUACGUACAGUACUGUCAGUUCACAGGAAGGGCCUACUUUUGAACACACCGCCUUGUUGCAAGAGGUAUAACCGUCCCCCUUAGCUCUACUAGCCGCCUUCGUUACGUGAAGUAAGAUCGGAGCAGACGAGGCGUCUGUAUUGACAGACGAGUCUAGCACCUGUGAGAGCUGCCUUCCAUUUGAAGUGAUACUUGCUAUUGAUGUCAACACUACAGCAAACAAAGCGUACAGACAUGCAUUCCCAGCCUCCAAACUCUCAGAGUGUGGGAUAGAGACACUGACAGUGAAACAGUUGGAUGAGUGGAAAAUCGACAUGAUAGUGAUGAGUCCGCCGUGCCAGCCGUUCACACGCGUGGGCAAAAAGUUGGAUACAGAAGACCUACGUAGCAAGUCAUUCCUCCAUCUCCUCAGUCUCCUACCAAAACUGACCUACUGUCCAUCCUACAUCCUUGUGGAGAACGUGAAGGGAUUCGAGUCAUCACAGACUAGGGACAGACUGCUAGACACACUCCAUACCUGUAGUUUUAACUUCCAGGAAUGUUUGCUGACCCCCUUGCAAUUCGGGAUUCCUAACUCCAGACUGCGUUACUACCUAAUAGCCAAGAGAGCACCAUUGAAAUUCAGCUUUAAAACUAGUGAAAAGAUUCUAGAUACAGUACCAAGCUUUGCGGCAAGAUGGCUAUCAUACAAAGUGCACAAAAAAUGCAGCAGUUCAAGAUCUGCUAUUGGUUCAGAGGCUGGCGCAUCCACAACAUCAGCUGUUGCCACAGACACCACAGAGACAUGUGGAACCACCAUGUCACCACCUAUUGGCACCGACAUCACAGGGACAGGUGGAACCACCACGUCACCACCUGUUGGCACAGACAUCACAGGGACAAGUGGAACCUCCACGUUGCCAGUUGCCACCAUUGCCACUGACACCACGGUGAUUGAUGGAACAAAAACACCAUCAACCAACACCCCUGCUGACAGUGGUAUACAGAUUGGCAUCAACAGUAACAACAAACAUACAAUAUGUUCACAAAAAUCUUCAGAAAAGUCAAAUAUGUGUUCAAAUAUUCAUGGAGAAGGAGGUCAAGAACAUACAAACUUUUGUACAAGUUUGUAUGAAAAGAACAGGGUUGGGUAUAGUGGUAAAUAUCAGGCAUUGCUUGAGUAUGGACAUAACAUGAGGCAGCUGGAAAGCGAUGUCCGGAAAUUGUCUGAGGAAUGUGUGAGUCUUGGACAUUUCCUGGAACAAAGAGAACAAGAGCAUUUUGAUGCCUAUAGACUUACAGACAAAGAGCUGCGGCGUUUUAUAGUGAUGGAUAUUGUACACCCUUGUCUCACCAAGACGAUCUGCUUCACCAAGAGGUACGGUCACUUUAUGGAGGGUGCCGGAUCAAUUAUUCAGAUGACCACAGAUGUUGAGGUUGUAAAGAGAGCUAGUGAGUUUAAACACAGUGCCAUGGAAUUACAGAAUCGUGACGAGUGGGGAGAAGAGGACAUAGCCAUCAUCAGGGCCCUACAGCUACGCUACUUUACACCUCGAGAAAUAGCAAACCUCCUGUGCUUCCAACAAGGCUACAGUUUCCCAGAAGACCAAUCCAGAAUACAGUCAUACCGGUUGCUAGGCAACAGUCUGAAUGUCCAUGUUGUGUCCGUUCUGCUGAGGAUGUUGGUGGAUGGGGACACCUGAUGGAUAAAAAUCCUUGAGAAUGUCUUGUGAUGGAAACAUGACCUUGAUGUUAUGGGGACUUGACCUUGAUGGGAAGCUACGUGGACAGAAAUUAAUCUAAUAACCCACGCAUUCCGUGAUCAGUGUGUAGAUUGCCUCCACUAUCUGCCAUUGAUACUUUGCUCUCCAUCACCAACCCUCCUUACGUACCAGUGCUAUCCUGCAUACUGUUACGUACAGGUUUAAACCAAAAUGGACGCAUUAAACAUUAAAGCAAGUGUACAAGAUGUGUUGAUAUUCAUAUAAAAGCGUGUGUAUUGUAACCUCAUGUGUAUAACAAACUGAUGUUACAUCAGUGUGUAUGAAUAUCAACUACUGCAUGACACGUGGCUAUAGGGGGCUAGUUUUGAGUUCCUUUGAGGUUUGUUUUAAACAUGCUAAAAGUGCAAUAUGUUAAUCAGGAGAUAUUUUCUCGAGUGGUUUAUGCCAUAUAUCUUUUCUGGUACCAUUCAAACUUGUGAUGAUAGUCAUACUUUUACAUCAAAUACAAAUAAAGAA